GUUGCAGUUGGGAAGAGGCGUUGAGGACUAGUGACUCAUCUCCCGACUAAAAGGUGGAGCUUCCCUCCAGGAACACCAUUAUUCUCACACAUAUAGAGUUACAAGCAAACAGCGCCUGCUGAGCCAGAAGGGGAGAACUUACUAACUUCCGUUCGCUUUAUAAGCCCCAGAAACACCACCCCCGUCCUCAAUAGUUAACUGGGAGCAAGCGAGCACUGCCGUUCCACCUUAAAUCCCUUAUCAGCCGCUCGUCGCGCUGACCAAUAAUAUCCUUAAUCCUAGGAUGGGAGGAGCAACGAGCAAAAUAUGCUAAAUAAUUGUGAUUCAUUUGCAUAACUGUUGAAACGGCCAAUAUGCGGAUUGGCCGGCGGGGAGAAAAAAAGCCGCUCGGCGCAUCCGGCCCCCCGCUUCCCGGUAGGAGGUGUGGCCAAAAGGGAGUGGGAGGAGAGAUCGGUGCUCAUUUGCAUAACGGCCAAACGUAUGCUGUAGGUUGUGUUUUUUUGAAUCGGCGGCGGCAGCGGAGGCAGACGGCAGCGAUCGUGGGCAGAGCUCUAAAGCGCGGGCGGUGGCGGCGGAGGACGCGCGCGCAGGUACCACUCGGACUCUGAAGGGCAGGGAGGGAGCGGGGCUGCUGGGGACGAGUCAGGGCUUGCGUCGGAAACGGCGGCAACCAACGGCAGUUUUACCAGAAAGCAACUGGACUAGUCACCUCAGGCUGCGUUUUGUUGCGAGGGGAAGGCUUCUUCUUUUCUCCCGGAUUCCUCCAACCUGCUUCUCACGGAUCUCGGCUGCUCUGGAGGAUCCCUGCGGCGCUCUGCUGCCCCCAGCGGCAGCUCCUGGUUGCUUCUUUCCCCACCCCCACCCACGCGCUGCCUGUCUGGCCGGGAGGAGGAGGAGCCCUCCCUGCUGGCAGGAAGUGCUUGCUCCCGGACAUGCGCAGUGCGUAAGCGCGCGCGAAGCCCUCGCCUGUAGCUCUCGUGGGGUGGAGAGGCGCCACGAGGAGCUGAGGCUUCCGAGCGAGCUGCCGUUCGCUUUGCUUCUAAGCACACGAGGACGAAUAAGCUGGAAGUCGGAGCAAUCGAAUCAAGAUGGAAAACAAUGAAGAACGUCAAAGAAAGGUUUUUAAGGCCCGCAAAACCAUGAGAGCAAGUGACAGGCAGCAGCUUGAGAGUGUCUAUAAAGUAAAGGAGGAACUUCUGAAAACCACAGAUGUCAAGUUGUUAAAUGGGAAACAUGAAAACGGGGAUUCAGAUCUUAAUUCCCCGUUACUCAUUUCUGAAUGUACUGAGGGCAAAGAAGUGAACGGCAUAGAAGAUUUAUGCCUUGACUCCGAAGGACAAAAAAUGGACUCUGAAGAACUCACGGAUGCCAAAAGUCCAGAUGUGAAAGAGAACCAGCUGAGUGACCUGACUCCUAAACUUGAAACCCUGACCCCUGAGAACAUUGUUUCUGAGCAAGAACAUGAGGAUGCUAGCACUACUCCAGGCUCUGAUCCUGAAAAUCAGGUGCUUGACUGUAAUAUUGAUAAUGACUUGCAGGACGAAGUCAAAGUCAAUGAUGAUUUGGACCACAAAGAUAAUUGUAUAAAAGACGUUUUGGACCAGAAAGCCACACCAAGCGAGCCUGAAGAGGAAAGCAAAGUAAGCUGUGAUAUUAAUGACAGCUCAGUAGAACCAGUAGAAAAAAAUGAGUUAGCUCUUGCUCCUGAUACACCUAUGGAAGAAGAAAAGAGUACCAAGGAAACUCUUCUAAAAGAGAACAUUGAUGAGGAAGCAAUAUCUAGUAGUAUUGAUACAGAUGUAAAUCCAAAGGAGGAAGCUACUCAAUCUGCAGAACCUCUAGAGACCAGCACUCAAAAAGCUGUAGAAGAUGAACCAGCAGAAAACAUUUUGGGAAAUACAGCCACAAUGGAAACAGAGGAAAUUAUUCCAAUUUUAGAAAAGCUGGCUCCAGCAGGUGAAUUAAGUUGUUUCCCCAAAUCUACUAUGCUUCCAGUAGAAAAUUCUAACUUUGAUGCAGAAGAUAAAGCAGAAAACCCAUUAAAUUCUUUAGCCAAACAUGAAAGCAGCGAAAGUUUGCCCAAAGAAGCUUUCUUGGUACUUUCAGAUGAAGAGGAACUCUGUUCUGUUAAAGAAGCUGAAGUGAUAAUGACGAAUGAUUCAACCCCUUCAGAAGUCAAAGAUGAUGAAAAAGAACUGGAAAAAAUAGAAGAAAAGGAGCAUGACAAGGAGGAAGAGAGACCACCAGAAAAAGGUGAGGCAUCAAGAAGAAAGCGUUCCAAAUCAGAGGAUAUGGACAAUGUCCAUUCUAAACGCCGUCGACAUACGGGUGAAGAAUAUGAAGCAGAAUUUGAAGUAAAAAUUACAACCAGAGGAGAUAUUAACCAGAAGCUAGAAAAGGUCAUCCAGCGGUUGCUAGAAGAAAAGUUCAACGCGCUGCAGUGCGCUGUGUUUGAUAAAAAUCUAGCAGAUCUGAAAACCAGAGUAGAUAAGAUUGAAUGUAGCAAGAGACAUAAAACUGUCCUUACCGAAUUACAGGCUAAAAUUGCAAGAUUAACUAGACGUUUUGGAGCAGCCAGAGAGGAUUCAAAGAAAAGACAAGAAAAUCUACAAAACACACCCCAUUCCCCAGGAAAAGCAGUGGGCGACACAGGCAAUAUCAACAGCAUGGCGUAUCGAAAUGCCGGAACAGUGAGACAAAUGCUGGAGUCCAAGAGAAAUGUAGGCGAUACCACAUCAAAUACUUUACAGUCCCCUGUGAAUACAGUGUCUGCUAUCCCUCUUAGUACUCCACAGACAGCCGUCAGUGGACAUCCGAAACCACAGACUCCUGUCACCUCUGCACCAUUGACUUCUGGCUCCUUGUCAACUUCUGUUCUACCUGCGGCCAACACAGCAACAGUAGUCGGCACGAGUCAAGUGGCUGGUGGAAGCGCACAGCCAAUGUCUGUUUCAUUGCAGUCUUUGCCAGUAAUACUGCAUGUACCUGUUGCAAUGUCCUCCCAGCCUCAGAUCCUGCAAGGCCAUACUGGUACUUUGGUUACUAACCAGCAAUCUGGCAACGUGGAAUUUAUACCUGUACAAAGUCAAUCUAAUGUUGGCAACUUGACCAAAACUCCAUUGUCUCUGUCAUCGGCUAAUUCAAUAAAACCAAGCAGCUCAUCUGUGCCCAGCUCUAACAUUCAGAGGAACUCUUCAGCCGGUGUUGGGUGUUCUAUAGGGACAACUCUAGCUGUGCAGGCUGUAUCAACAGCACACCCUGUUGCACAAGCCGCAAGGACUACUUUGGCUACUGUAAGCACAUCAGGGGUGUAUACUCCUCCCAUCAAUAGGAAUUCCAUACAGAUGAAGAUACCUCUGUCAGCCUUCAGCAGUACAACUCCUUCGGAAGCAAGCACUGCAGCAACACCUAGAGUUGAGAGUCAAACAUCCAGGUUGCUACUGCCUUCGCUGCCACCAGCAGAUAUUUCAGCAAACAAAAAAGGACCUGAGACAGCUGCACAGAGUGGAAAGGCCACAGGCAGUGGAGUAAUUGAUCUCACACUGGAUGAUGAAGAUGAUGGCUCUUCUCAAGCAGGUGGCAAGAAGCAGAACCAAUCUAUACCUGCAUUGAGCCUGUCAACCCAGUCUUUAGCUCGUCCUCUGCAGCCAGUACAGACAAGCCCUCUCCAACAAGCAGGCAUGCCAACAACUGGCCUGUCGCAGACAACCAUACAUGUUCUCCCCACAGCCCAGACAACUGUGAAUGUAACCCAUCGUCCAGUGACUCAGACUCCUGCCAGGCUCCCAAUACCAAGAGCCCCUGCUAACCAUCAAGUAGUCUAUACUACUCUUCCUACACCAUCAGGACAGAAUCCUGUGCGAACCACAGUCAUGCAGAGCCCUAGUUUAAGGCAGGUCAACCCACAAAACUCUGGUGUGACAGUAAGAGUGCCUCAGACAACUGCGUAUGUUGUAAACAAUGGGCUAACCUUGGGAUCUGGAGGACCUCAACUCACAGUUCACCAUCGGCCAGCUCAAGUGCAUUCAGAGCCACUGCGGCCUGUGCACCCAGCCCCACUGCCAGAGGCCCCACAGCCAUCACGCUUGCCUCCUGAAGCUGCCAACACCUCUCUGCCUCAGAAGCCACACCUGAAGCUAGCACGUGUAGAAAGUCAGAAUGGCAUAGUUCUAUCCUGGAGUGUUUUGGAAGUGGACCGGAGCUGUGCCAGUGUGGAUAGCUACCAUCUGUAUGCAUACCAUGAGGACCCCAGUGCUACUGUGCCCUCUCAGUGGAAAAAGAUUGGGGAAGUAAAAGCCCUCCCCCUGCCUAUGGCAUGCACACUUACACAGUUUGUGUCUGGAAGCAAAUACUACUUUGCAGUUCGUGCUAAAGACAUCUACGGACGCUUUGGACCCUUCUGUGAUCCCCAGUCAACAGAUGUGAUUGCUUCUCAAAGCAGUUAAACUUCAGACUCUGAAGGCUUCUACUCUUGCCCCACAAUUGUGGCUUACUCUGGUUUUGGGUUUAUUCUCAUGCAUGAAACUCACUGUAAAAAAUCCCCCCUGCAGGAUUGUUUUGGACAGCAAUGUCAUACACUACACAAACUCCAUAACCAAAACCAAAAUAAAUUCCUAGCCUGCAGUGGGAGAGCCUGUAUUUCUGAUAAGCUCUUGAAGUACAAAGUCCUCUCUCCUUCCCUCACAAGCUGCUCUGCCUGUUAAGCCGUAAGACAGUGACCCCUGGGAAUUUGACUUCCAACUGAUGUAGGCUGAAGAGGAGUGUCAUGCACAGGCCAAAGGGCAGGAGGAGUGUUCAAGGGUCAGGUUACGAGGGAAGUCAGGAUUCAGGGUCUUGCUUUCUUUUGUUUUGGAACAGUGACUAGUCUUACAAGGCACAGCCUGCUUUCUAGAAGGCAAAAGACCUUGUAUGUGGCCAGUGCUUGAGACAUGUAGGUGUGUCUGCUUAUUUGAGGGGUGGGGGAUUAAGCAGCCCUCUGGCUGGUUUGUAGAAUACUUGCCACCAAAACCAGGGAACAUUCUGAAGCCAGUCUGAAAACAGAUUUAUAGAAAACUUCAAUUGCAUUUCCAAUAGUUUCCUGAUCCUCAUCUCUAUGUCCUCUUUUUAAAAAAAGAUUUAUUUGUGCCUUAAAACAAUAAUUUCAAAAGUAAAUGUAGUCACACAUCA
Podarcis raffonei (Aeolian wall lizard) is the source of this 5166-nucleotide messenger RNA. It is a transcript of the gene ATF7IP, whose product is annotated as activating transcription factor 7 interacting protein. Bases 1089 to 4445 code for a protein of 1118 amino acids. Gene Ontology annotation, molecular function: protein binding; transcription coregulator activity. The transcript has 15 exons. The record is from RefSeq and is a predicted model, not a curated record. Gene Ontology annotation, cellular component: nucleus; transcription regulator complex. Gene Ontology annotation, biological process: regulation of DNA-templated transcription. NCBI's taxonomy places the organism in Eukaryota, Metazoa, Chordata, Lepidosauria, Squamata, Lacertidae.